AUGACCUUUGUUGCUAAGAAAGCCUUCUGUCUGCGUGGACCUGAGCACACCAGCAAAAACAGAUUCCUGGAUCUUAAAAAAUAUGUCUGCCAAACCUUUGUAACCUGUACUUGGAACAAAAGAAUCAUAAUAAGGGACAUGGAUACAUCUAAUUUGUCUCUGGAAUCUCUUAGUAUAACUGACAGAGACAGUCCAUCUAUUACUGAGCUAGGCACAGAGGAUGAAUGGGACACAGACCUGGAGACUGAAGGUAAAUAAGUGAAAAAAAGCAGGAAGGAUAUCUCCACAGCAGAGCUGUACCUACAGGCGUGUAAACUGCUGGGUGUAGUUCCAGUCAGCUAUUUCCUCCGAAACCUGGGUAGUGACACGCUCAACCUCAACCACCAUGGCCUGGGCCCUCUAGGAGUGAAGGCACUGGCCAUCACUCUUGUGACUGACAUGACUAUUUCAACCCUGGAGCUGGCUGACAAUUACUUGCUUGCUGAAGGAGCAAAAUACCUUGUGGAUAUGCUUCGGGCCAAUUUUACUAUUCAGAAUCUGGAUCUCUCUAACAAUCAUUUACAGUCUGGGGGAGCUGAAUGUAUUGCUAAAAUGUUGCUGGAUAACAUUUCUAUCAAGUCACUCAAACUUGCAGGUAAUAAAUUUGUAGACGAUGAUGCCAAAUGCUUUGCGGAAGCCUUGUCAAGCAACUACAGAGUGAAGGUGUUAGACCUGAGUCAUAAUAAAUUCUGUGGCAGAGGUGGAGAGUACCUAGGCCAGAUGUUAGCCAACAAUGAGGGUUUGGAAAUCUUUGAUCUGAGCUGGAAUCACCUGCGGAUGAAGGGAGCAGUGGCUUUCUGUGCGGGGCUUAAGGUCAAUGUUACAUUGAAACACUUGGACCUGUCAUGGAAUGGCUUUGGGAAUGAGGGGGCGUUGGCCCUGGGUGAAUCUCUCAAAUUCAACAACACACUGGUACACCUUGAUCUGAGCAACAACCGCAUCACUAAUGAGGGAGUGGGUAUGCUGUGUAAGGGACUAGAGGCUAACGAUACUCUCAGAGUGCUACAGCUGGCCUAUAAUUUACUAACAGUGGAGGGUGCUCUUGCAUUGAUCAACGUUGUGAAGAACACACCCAGAACUGCCCUUGAAGAGAUCAACAUUAGUAAUGUUCUGGUGAAUGAGAACUUUGUACAGCUGUUAGAAUUCACCUGUCAGGAACACCCUAGUCUGGAAGUGCAGUAUGGUGGUGUAGGGGGCUUUAUUGCCAAGAAACCUCCAAAACGCCCUGAUCCAAUGAAAGUCAUUCAGGAUUACCUUGACCAGCGUAAGCUUCGACUCUGGGAUUUCUUCCGGAACAUUGAUAAAGAUGGCACCAUGCGUGUCCCUGUCUCUGACUUCAGAAAGGCUGUGCAGCAAUCCAGCAUCCCACUGGACCGGUUUCAGAUUGAAGAGCUGAUCCACAGACUGGACAGAGAAAGGACGGGCAUUGUAGAUUACAGGGGUUUGGCUGACACACGGAAACAGAUGAUGCGAGACCAUCGGCGGCAGUUGCGAAAGGUAGAGUCUCGGCAGAAGAAGGAAAAACAGAAGAGCGAACGGAUACUAAAGACCUUCCAGAGUGCCGUGGAGGCUGUCACUCCCCGUAGCUCCAUGGUGAUGUCACCUGGGGGGACCAAAGAAGAUUCCAGUGGACCCCAGCAUUUUUCAGCAACUCCUCUCAGUUCCUGGCACCACAUAGUCAUGUCCAACAGCAGUCGCUACUCUGUAACCAACCUGAGCAGUGACCAUGUCCACCUACCCUUGAUUGCAGGUGCUAUACCUUACCGGCCGCCAAGUUCCCCAGCUGUGCGCUCCUUUUCCCAGCCUAACCUGCUGGCUGAAUCUCCGCGCCCAUUGCUGACCAAACCUGCCUCUGCUCAAGGAAUGCAUUCUACAUCUAACCCACAUGUGGACAUCACCAAGCUUAGCCCCACAGCCAAUCAUCUGACCAGAUCCAGGCCUGCACUGAAUGCCAAAAAGCCUAGCGCAAAAGUGAAGAAACUCAAACACCAUUGA
Molecule: messenger RNA, 2034 nt
Organism: Chanos chanos (milkfish)
Lineage: Eukaryota; Metazoa; Chordata; Actinopteri; Gonorynchiformes; Chanidae
Gene: lrrc74a
Product: leucine rich repeat containing 74A
Exons: 14
Molecular function (GO): protein binding; calcium ion binding
Source: RefSeq, a predicted model, not a curated record